GGCGCGGCGGGGCGGGGCGGGACGGAAAGGAGGUUCCGGAGCCUGGACUGUCCGCCCGCCUGGAGCUAACGGGAGCGCAGUCUGUCUUUCCCAGAACGUGAUCCAGUCUAAAAGAACCACCAAUGCAGGAAUCCUUUCUUUAGUUUCCUCCAUAAAUUAUCUACUUGUCUGGGACACUUUCAAGGAUGGAAAAGACUUAAAACCUUUACUUUGCCAAUUCAGCUUCAUAGUCACUUUGCAUCUACAUAUUGGUUUGUGCCCUGUCACGACCAGAUCAAGGAGAAAGAUUAAAGACUUUAAGAUGAAAAAAACUGACCUGUGUUUGAGCUCUGAGGGGGCGGAAGUGAUUUUAGCUACAUCAAGUGAUGAAAAACACCCUCCUGAAAAUAUGAUUGAUGGGAAUCCAGAUACAUUUUGGACCACAACAGGAAUGUUUCCCCAAGAGUUCAUUAUUUGUUUUCACAAACACGUAAGGAUUGAAAGACUUGUAAUCCAAAGUUACUUUGUGAGGACGUUGAGGAUUGAAAAGAGCACCUCUAAAGAGCCAGUUGAUUUUGAGCCAUGGAUUGAAAGAGAUCUAGUCCACACAGAGGGGCAGCUUCAAAAUGAAGAAAUUAUGGUUUCCGUUCCAGAAGGCCUGGGCCUCCUUGAGGACCAAGCCCAAAUGCCCCCACCUAUGACAGGCUUUCCCAGACCCACCCAGCUCCGAGGGAUUGCUCUCUCCUCUAUACUCCCAGGCAACGGCCCCUGGACCAAAUGAGGCACUUCCAGCAUAUGGUAUUUUUGCUGAUCAGAUCACACUGGGCUAUAAUUAAAGCUGAAACAGGCUGACACAAAUUGGAAAAGAAAAUGUAAAGAUCACACCGAAGCCAUCCCAAAUAGCCUGAGAUGUUUUAAUCAUUCUGUAUUAGCUUUACUGCAUCUUAAAACAUUUUCGUUCAAGUCAA
Molecule: messenger RNA, 947 nt
Organism: Felis catus (domestic cat)
Lineage: Eukaryota; Metazoa; Chordata; Mammalia; Carnivora; Felidae
Gene: IFT25
Product: heat shock protein family B (small) member 11
Exons: 9
Coding region: 302-760 (152 amino acids)
Biological process (GO): intraciliary transport
Cellular component (GO): centrosome; intraciliary transport particle B; cilium
Source: RefSeq, a predicted model, not a curated record